AUGGAGAAUUAUACCAUAGUGCAUGAGUUCGUUUUGCUGGGAUUUAGUGACUUGCCAAACCUACAGAUCCCACUCUUUGGUUUUUUCCUAACAGUAUAUAUUAUCACAGUGACUGGAAAUGCUGGGAUGAUCCUAUUAAUCAGGAUGAGCUCACAACUUCACACCCCCAUGUACUUCUUCCUAAGCAAUUUGUCUUUUGUAGAUCUCUGUUACUCUUCUGUUGUCACACCCAAAAUCCUACUAGACAUGGCUGUAAAGAAAAGAAAUAUUUCGCUGAUUGGAUGUGCUCUACAAAUGUGGUUUUUCUGUCUCUUUUUAGCCACUGAAUGUUUCCUCUUGGCUGUAAUGGCAUAUGAUCGAUAUAAGGCCAUUUCCAAUCCACUUUUGUACACAGUCAUCAUGUCACAGAGAUUGUGCACCAGGUUGGCAAUCAUUCCUUACCUUGUAGGAAUGCUGAAUGCUGCCACACAUACAACUUUAUCUUUUCAGCUGACCUUCUGUCAUGACAAUAUAAUUAACCAUUUCUUCUGUGAUAUCCCUGCAGUCAUAUCCUUAUCCUGUUCAGAUACUCAACUCAACAAGGGAGUGCUUUUUGGUCUAUCUUGCACCCUUGGUAUUGUAAGCACUUCUAUUAUUGUUGUUUCUUAUACCUACAUUGUUCUAGCCAUCCUGAGAAUCCGCUCCAAUGAGGGCAGGCGCAAAGCUUUUUCGACCUGUUCAACCCAUCUCACAACAGUAUCUAUCUUUUAUGGAACCCUCUUCUUCACCUACGUGAGACCCAGCUCCUUCUCAACGGUAGAUGAGGACAAAAUUAUCUCCAUGUUCUACACUGUGGUGAUCCCCAUGUUGAACCCUUUGAUCUAUAGCUUGAGGAACCAGGAUGUAAAAGAAGCAAUGAGGAAAUUGACUAUAGGCAAAAAGUUCCACACAAAAUAA
Molecule: messenger RNA, 936 nt
Organism: Thamnophis sirtalis
Lineage: Eukaryota; Metazoa; Chordata; Lepidosauria; Squamata; Natricidae
Product: olfactory receptor 5G9-like
Biological process (GO): G protein-coupled receptor signaling pathway
Cellular component (GO): membrane
Molecular function (GO): olfactory receptor activity; G protein-coupled receptor activity
Source: RefSeq, a predicted model, not a curated record